AUGGCCAUGAUCUUGGGGUACUGGGACAUCAGAGGGCUGGCUCACGCCGUCCGUCUGCUUCUGGAAUACACAGACUCACACUACGAGGAGAAGAUGUACGGCAUGGGCGACGCUCCCGACUAUGACAGAAGCCAGUGGCUAAGUGAAAAAUUCAAGCUGGGCCUGGACUUCCCCAAUCUGCCCUACUUGAUUGAUGGGGCUCACAGGAUCACCCAGAGCAAUGCCAUUGUUCGCUACAUCGCCCGCAAGCACGACCUGUGUGGGGAGACAGAAGAGGAGAGGAUUCGCGUGGACCUUUUGGAGAACCAGGUCAUGGACAUGCGCAUGCACCUGGGUAGGACCUGCUACAGCCCUGACUUUGAGAAACUAAAGCCUGAAUUCCUGGAGGGUCUCCCUGAAAAGAUGAAGCAUUUGUCGCUGUUUCUAGGGAAGAGGCCUUGGUUUGCAGGAGACAAGAUCACCUAUGCGGACUUCCUGGCUUAUGAUGUCCUUGACCUGCACCGCAUCUUCGAGCCCGCGUGUCUGGAUGCGUUCCCAAACCUGAAGGAAUUCAUGACCCGCUUUGAGGGCCUGCAGAAUAUCUCCACUUACAUGAAGUCCAGCCGCUUCCUCCCAUGUCCUCUGUUUUCAAAGAUGGCCGUGUGGGGCAACAAAUAG
Talpa occidentalis (Iberian mole) is the source of this 657-nucleotide messenger RNA. RefSeq names its product glutathione S-transferase Mu 1-like. NCBI's taxonomy places the organism in Eukaryota, Metazoa, Chordata, Mammalia, Eulipotyphla, Talpidae. The coding region runs from base 1 to 657 and encodes 218 amino acids. The transcript has 8 exons. Gene Ontology annotation, biological process: glutathione metabolic process. Gene Ontology annotation, molecular function: glutathione transferase activity. The record is from RefSeq and is a predicted model, not a curated record.